Messenger RNA from Candidula unifasciata, 546 nucleotides. The record is from the annotation of a GenBank genome assembly. Lineage: Eukaryota; Metazoa; Mollusca; Gastropoda; Stylommatophora; Geomitridae.
AUGCACCUGCUGGCUGCGGCGACGAUGUUCACGUCAAUGACCCUGGUAGCCAGUCAUGGGCGUCUGAUGGAUCCCCCGGCUAGAAACAGCAUGUGGAGGCUGGGGUUCAAUAACCCCGUCAACUAUAAUGAUAAUGAGCUGUAUUGUGGGGGCAGAGUGACGCAAUGGGCCAGAAACAAAGGGAAAUGUGGCGUCUGUGGGGACCCAUACCACAACGUCAUCAAGGACCAUGAAGUUGGGGGAAAGUACGCGAACGGAAUCAUCUCAAGAGAGUACACUCAAGGAGGCACCAUUGAGAUCAUUGUUCACAUCACAGCCAACCACAAGGGUUACUUCGAAUUUCGAAUUUGCCCCGUCGAAGAUCCCAAAGUGGAGGUCACGCAGGAAUGUCUGGACACACAUUUGAUGACCUUGGCAGGCGGAGAAGGGUCAAGAUUUUUUCUUCCGGAGGGAAAGUCAAACCAGUUUUUUAAUGUUUCGGUGAAACUUCCUGAAGAUGUCACGUGCAAACAAUGCGUUGUCCAAUGGAAAUACAGAACAGGUUAG